AUGUCACGCUCUUCGCGCGACGUAUCCCCAGAACAGACGCAUGACAGUCCCUCUCGUCCUCCCCGUUCCCCCGCUGCUCAUUCACGGUCUGAAUCCAAUCGCAGACCCCGCUCCCUGCCUCCCGACUACCCAGCCCCUCCAACCACUCCACCAUUCCCUGUAUCCAGUCUUCCAUUACCCGAAGGCACCCAUCUGCUCGUCACGUCCGUCUCCGAAGACCCCCCUCCUCCCUAUCCGACUCCUCGCCGCCCCCGUCGCGUGCGCAGACAACACCAACAACGCCGGCCGUCUGACCACAGCCAGCAGUCAUUCCCCAUCGACGUGACAGAGACGUCCCCGCUGCUCCCGGGGUCGCGGCGGACUAGGGGCCGACGCCAGCUGUUGCGAACCCGGACGCUGUCGGAGAGCAGCGCAGCACCAUCGACCGCGCUAAGCGUCGCUCGCUCUGUGUAUUCCUUCUUCUCGACGGACAUCGAUUCCGAUUCGGAGAGCGAGGAGACGGAGCGGCAUCAGGCGCUCGGCGAGGCUGCCAGUGCGCUCGCGCGAGUGGAUGCACCCGAGGACGCGCCGCCCCUGCCCGCGUCCGAGAACACGUCUCGAACACUCAAGAAGUGCGGCAUCCGGAAGUAUUUCAAGCCGUUGAUCCGGGCGACAUACUGGAAGGCUAUCUUUCACCUUCUGGUGCUCAACUUUCCCUACGCGCUGAUAGCAUGGAUAUACCUCUUCGUCGGGACCUUGGCUGGAACUACCCUUCUGAUGGCCCUUCCUCUCGGAGCGGUCCUCUGCUUUUUCAACCUCCUCGGCGCCCGUGCCUUCGCUCGUGGUGAGAUCGCUCUGCAGACGACCUUCCAUGGUCCGCUGCCGUACCUCCUCCCUCCGCCGAUACCGAUAUUCAGCCGGCCUCGAACACGAGAGCUGACGACGGAGGAACUCGAGGCGGGUAGGAUGCGCAAUGGCGCGCGACGGAUAGACGACCUCGACUCGGACGAAAUCGGUUAUGAGGGCGGGUUCUACAAGAACACGUACGCGAUGUUCACUGAUCCGACCUCGUACCACGCCCUGUUCUACUUUCUGGUGAUCAAGCCCGCAAUCACGCUGAUCCUGACCGUCCUCGUGCUUGUGCUCCUCCCUACUUGCGGGGCGCUGAUCCUUCCGUUGCCUGCGUUUAUGCGCGCGAUCAGACGAGUUGGGAUGUGGCAGGCCGGCGUCGCUGUAGAAGGCCUUUGCCUCGGCGUUUCUUGAAGCUUGUUACAGACGUGUACAUUCACUGCGAUGUACAGAUUCUCUCCACAUCCGGCAAGCGUCCAGAAAAAUAGGUCUGCUAAUGUUGUACACCG
This is a messenger RNA of Punctularia strigosozonata HHB-11173 SS5, 1337 nucleotides long. RefSeq lists its product as uncharacterized. The coding region runs from base 1 to 1242 and encodes 413 amino acids. The record is from RefSeq and is a predicted model, not a curated record. NCBI's taxonomy places the organism in Eukaryota, Fungi, Basidiomycota, Agaricomycetes, Corticiales, Punctulariaceae. The transcript is spliced from 5 exons.